AAGGUGUAAAAAAAAAAAUAGGAAAAAAGCAAUGUCUGUCCAUAAUGUCCUUGAUGAAUGCUUGGAAAUAAAAAUGGCUUUAUUUAACGACAUGGCAGAUUAAAUGAAGCACAAAGCUGAUGGGUAGAACGUGUUGCCAGGAUGCUGGGUCUUGUUAAACAAUAAAGAAAGCUUUAGAUACAGUAUGCUGGCUUGAGAACUGAAGUAGACAUCCAUGAUCUAGUGACGAACUAGCCAUGGCACGGAUUGACGUUGCUUGGAAAAGGGAUGUGAAUUAAUUCUGACCGUUGAUGAAAUGAAGCAAGGUAUUCUGAUGAUAAGAUAAGAAUACUGACAGAGAAUUUAAUAACGACAGUAUCUUAAUAGUACCAGUGUGACAUGCGCGCGCGCACACUCACUGGUGAGCAGGAAAGCUGUUGGGUUCAUGGUUUAUAAAGCGUACGCGUUAAUCAGGCGGAAUCUGAGCGGGAGCGCGCAUCCGAGAGCGCGCACGCGUUCAGCACCAAGGACAGCGGAGAUCGCGGCGAGCCUCAGGUCACCAGACCAGAAUGGAGCCACGCCAAAAGCAGGGAAAGAGGAGAUUCUUUUAAAAAAAAAGGGGGGGAGAGAGAGAAUAAACUUAAAGCGAAUAAACCAACGCUCUGGACUUCAUAUAUCAUAUAUAUUCUUUAUUGCUUUAUUUUAUAAAAAGGAGAAUGAAUCUUUGAGGGAAAUAUCAACAGGAGCAUCACCAUUCCAAGGCGCAUUUUUUUCUCCAUCUCCAUCAGCGUUUUCUCAUCAUCAAGAAGAGACCGAGAAAACACACACAUACCUAAACAGCUCAGAUAAAUGUCAUCGCAUUCCUGUGCUUCACAAGUUCUGCUUCACUAGGAACCCGCGUUUCUUAGGCUGCCUCAUCGACGGACCCUCUGCAUGACAACUCGCUGAUCCGCGCGGAUCCAGAGGCAGGCAAACAUGCGUCUGGUUCUCUUCGCUUUCCUCGUGUCCUGCUCGUGUGCGCGGGGCGGCUGCGAGCCCAAGAUCGUCAACAUCGGCGCCGUGUUGAGCCAGAAGCGGUACGAACAGGUGUUCAAGGACGCGGUGACCCAGGCCAACAAUAUCUACGGCAAAGACAAGUUCAAGAUGAACGCGAUCUCCGUCACGCACAAGCCCAACGCCAUUCAGAUGGCACUGUCCGUGUGUGAGGAUCUCAUCUCAAACCAGGUCUAUGCCAUUUUGGUGAGUCAUCCUCCCCAGUCCAAUGACCAUCUAACCCCGACACCAGUGUCCUACACAGCUGGAUUCUAUCGCAUACCUGUAGUGGGACUGACCACCCGCAUGUCCAUCUACUCAGACAAGAGCAUCCACCUGUCGUUCUUGCGCACGGUCCCUCCUUACUCCCACCAGGCCCAGGUGUGGUUCGACAUGAUGCGCGAGUUCCGCUGGAAUCACAUCAUCCUGAUCGUGAGCGAUGACCACGAGGGACGUGCGGCUCAGAAGAGGCUGGAGACGCUCCUGGAGGAGAGGGAGACGAAGAGUAAAAACAGGAACUAUGAAAACCUCGACCAACUGUCCUAUGACAACAAGCGAGGACCCAAGGCAGAGAAAGUGCUCUUGUUCAGCCAAGACACAAAUCUGACUGCACUGCUCCAGGAGGCCAAAGAGCUGGAGGCAAGAGUCAUCAUCCUAUCUGCCAGCGAGGACGAAGCAGCGGCCAUUUACAAAGCAGCCCGCCAGCUGAAUAUGACCGGCUCUGGUUACGUGUGGCUGGUGGGAGAAAGGGAGAUGUCUGGUAAAGCUCUAAGUGAAGCUCCAGAUGGCUUGCUCGGCCUCCAGCUGAUCAACGGCAAGAACGAGUCGGCGCACAUCUACGACGCCGUGGCCGUGGUGGCCCAGUCCAUCCAGGAGCUCUUUGAGAAGGAAAACAUCACCGAGCCUCCCAAAGGCUGCGUGGGCAACACCAACAUCUGGAAGACCGGCCCACUCUUCAAACGAGUACUGAUGUCAUCCAAGUAUCCAGAUGGCCUCACAGGCCGCGUGGAGUUUAACGACGAUGGAGACAGGAGGUUCGCCCACUACAGCAUCCUCAACUACCAGAAGACCCGCUUGGUCCAAGUGGGCGUCUAUAACGGCUCCCAAGUCAUGAUGAACACGCAGAGGAAGAUCAUUUGGCCAGGAGGAGACACUGAGAAACCAAGAGGCUAUCAGAUGUCAACAAGAUUGAAGAUUGUGACCAUUCAUCAAGAGCCGUUUGUGUACGUGAAGCCGACGCUGAGAGACGGGACUUGUAAAGAAGAGCACACUGUGAACGGAGUGCUGAUCAAAAAAGUCAUCUGUACCGGGCCCAAUGAGACAAUUCCUGGUCGUCCCAUAGUGCCUCAGUGCUGCUAUGGAUUCUGCAUCGACCUCUUGAUCAAGCUCGCAAUGACGAUGAACUUCACCUACGAAGUGCACCUUGUGGCUGAUGGGAAAUUUGGCACUCAGGAGCGUGUGAACAACAGCAAUAAGAAGGAGUGGAACGGCAUGAUGGGAGAGCUGCUGGGUGGCCUGGCAGACAUGAUUGUGGCUCCACUUACCAUCAAUAAUGAGCGAGCCCAGUACAUCGAGUUCUCCAAGCCAUUUAAGUACCAGGGGCUCACCAUCCUUGUCAAAAAGGAAAUACCUCGCAGUACGCUGGACUCGUUCAUGCAGCCCUUUCAGAGCACUCUAUGGUUACUGGUGGGUCUUUCGGUCCAUGUUGUGGCGGUGAUGCUCUACCUAUUAGACCGUUUCAGCCCAUUUGGAAGGUUUAAAGUGAAUAGUGAAGAGGAAGAAGAAGACGCCCUCACCUUAUCCUCUGCCAUGUGGUUCUCUUGGGGGGUACUUCUGAACUCCGGUAUUGGAGAAGGUGCCCCACGGAGCUUUUCGGCGAGGAUUUUAGGUAUGGUGUGGGCUGGUUUUGCUAUGAUUAUAGUUGCAUCUUAUACUGCCAAUUUGGCAGCCUUCCUAGUGCUGGAUCGGCCUGAGGAGCGCAUUACCGGCAUCAACGACCCUAGGCUGCGAAACCCAUCAGAUAAAUUCAUCUACGCCACGGUGAAGCAGAGCUCUGUGGACAUUUACUUCCGGCGUCAAGUUGAGCUGAGCACCAUGUACCGCCACAUGGAAAAGCACAACUACGAGAGCGCCGCUGAGGCCAUCCAGGCUGUGCGAGACGGCAAACUCCAUGCUUUUAUCUGGGAUUCAGCCGUGUUGGAGUUUGAAGCCUCGCAGAAGUGCGACCUGGUCACCACGGGAGAGUUGUUCUUCCGCUCCGGCUUCGGCAUCGGCAUGCGUAAAGACAGUCCUUGGAAGCAGAAUGUUUCCCUGGCUAUUCUCAGCUCUCAUGAGAAUGGCUUCAUGGAAGACCUGGAUAAAACUUGGGUGAGGUACCAGGAGUGUGACUCCAGGAGCAAUGCCCCAGCCACGCUAACCUUUGAGAAUAUGGCAGGCGUGUUUAUGCUGGUGGCCGGCGGCAUCGUCGCCGGGAUCUUCCUCAUCUUCAUCGAGAUUGCGUACAAGCGACACAAAGAUGCUCGCAGGAAGCAGAUGCAGUUGGCCUUCGCAGCGGUUAACGUCUGGAGGAAGAACCUACAGGAUAGGAAAAGUGGUAGAGCAGAGCCCGACUCCAAAAAGAAAGCCUCUUUUAGGUCCAUCAGUACCAACCUGGCCUCCAACAUCAAGAGACGUAGGUCCUCCAAAGACACGCCAUAUCCCACGGACAUCACCGGCCAGCUCAACCUGUCUGACCCUUCCGUCAGCACGGUGGUGUGAACGCAGACAAGAGAGCACUAAAAAAAAAGGGGGGAGCUAGACAUAAUGAGAGCGCGACGGAGAGACUAGAAACGGAGGAGAUGGUUGGCGGGGGCUGAGUGAAAUUGUGCCAGACCUGCUGAUCCCUUUCUAUCAACAACGUCAACGUCUGAGCCAACAACAUGCUCAUUUGAACAAAAAUAAACCCCAAAACUCACACACACACACACACACACCUCCAUCCUCCUCCUCCUCCUCCCCAGGCCUCUGUGAACAUGCCCAGGACACAACUGUGACACAUGAAAGAAACUGCCAAAAAAAAUAAAAAAGCCCUAGGAGCUGAAAAGUACUGCCGCAAUAUGCCCUGACAUUCCCCACACACGGAACCAGCGAGCUUCACUUUCCCACACUUUCUCCACUCAUGAAGCAUGCUCAAAGCUCUAAAGUUAUUCGGAAAGUCCGUUCUAUUUCUCUUAGGUUCGCCUCGUCAUAUUUACAUUUCAUUCCUUCAGUGGUCGCUCUACCUCCACUUCUCUGCAUCUUUAAAAUAUAUGUAGCUGAUUUAAGACACUAAAUUUGUUUCAUGUAUCAUUCGCAAGGACAUGGUUUUUUUUUUGUAUAUUGUAUAUUGCCGAUGUAAAAAAUAUACCUCUGAUUGCUAUUUGUAUUGUUAUUAGACUAGGCAAUAGAUUAACUGGUACAUGUAGAGUAGAUGAAAAGGAUAAAUCCACCCUGAAGAUUUGUGUACAAAGAUGUCUUUUUUCCUAGACUUGAUCGUAACUUUCCCUUUUUUUUGGUUUCCUAGAAUACACACAAUGCAGUUUGACGACCAGCUAACAGGAAACCCGUGGGAUUUCACCCUUGUUUCAAAUGUAUCUAAAGGGAGCGAUGCAGCGGAGCUUUAGUACUUUAGCUUUAGCACGCUCACUAGUUCAUCUAUACACUGGGUUCAGCUUUCAUGCUAACGCACGCUGAGACGUGAUCGUAUAGAUCGCUAACUAUAUCUAUGUUUGUAUCAGUAUAUCAGUGAUAGAAUCAUUUUUUAUUAUUUUCAAAUCAGUCAGAAAAGAAGUGCUCGCUCUCUUUGCCUUUUCAGCUAACCCUAACCUAGCAUUCGACUUGCUAUAGAUGGCAAAUAUUUUGAUCUAAACAUCAGAUAUGUUUCAGGGUGGAGCUUUCCUUUAUGCACUACUGUAAAUAAUGCUGUAGGUAUUAUUCAGGUCCUCGAGGUCCAUCUUUCUGAAUCACGUCACUCUCUCCAUUGCCUUCUCCAAAACGACAAUUUCGCCGACAUGAUCUGGAUCUGUUAAGCCAACAAAACUGUGGAUCGAUUUCUUUAUUUUCCAGGUUUUUUUUCCUACGUCAUUUAUUAACAAUAAGUCAAGUUGAGAUCGAGUCACGUGCAACAUGUAGCAUUUUUUUAAAAUAAGCUUUGCGACUCGAAAUGAAAGGGACCCCGAGAAACAAGUGGCUACUAACACGGCUAUUAUUACAGGAUGUUUUGAGCGGAUAGCUUUUAAUAUUUAAUUCUGCUUGAAACGCUCUGUAAUAAUCGCUGUAGCCGUUGUCUGACGUGCUUCUUUUACCCGAAAGGGGUCCCUUUCGCAUUUACGAACACGGAUCGUGUGUUGAUGUAAUCGGUGUCGUAUUUUGGUUGUUUAUCGAUAUAAAUGGCAAUGGAAGUGAUAUUACAUCUCUACGUUCUUUUAAUCUGCUUCGGCUUUUGUUUCCUGGGCUCGACGACGGGACGAUCGUUUGUAUUUUGUGGCUAGUACUCAUACACACGGUGAACGGUAGUAACGCUAGGACACCGUAUAGCACUUUCUGUCUUCGAAACAAUCUUUCCGAGGGCUUUGUUGUGCGAAAAUCUAUUUUGUAAGCUGGGAAUAUGACAUAAAGUGUUCAGUUUAUUUACUUUAUUUAUUUCUAUAUUCGCUCCGAGGUUCUCUGAGCGUACGGUAGAGACUGUAUCGGGUGGGACGCUCCUUUGUACGCUGCUUGUACUUGUAAAAAUCCCUGCGAUGCUUCAAGCGUUCGAGUUGAUUUUGUUGAAAUGAACUUCGAGCGAUGGAUAAAUCUGCUUUUCUGACGAUAUUUAUUUAUUUAUUUAUUUAUUUCCGCCGUAGGAGAAAUCCUCAAGGAUGCCCUACAGAUUUAAGGGAUAACGUGCUAAUAUUAAAAAAUAAUAAUAAAAAAAAAUCGAUGUAACCCGUUCAAUCUGACACAAGCAUUGUGAUUUUGUGUAUCUCUAGAUCCCUAGACGAUUUUAAUAUAGAUACAUCCAGGUCUCGUUGUUUUUUUUUAAUCACCAAAUGUGCUUUUGAAGGCCAGUCCUACUCUGUGAGAUGAUUAAAAAAUGAAUAAAUGUUCAAAACUUAUACUCUCAUGUGCCAAUAAAAAAUAUAUAAGAUGCAAAA
Molecule: messenger RNA, 6164 nt
Organism: Hemibagrus wyckioides
Lineage: Eukaryota; Metazoa; Chordata; Actinopteri; Siluriformes; Bagridae
Gene: grin1b
Product: glutamate receptor, ionotropic, N-methyl D-aspartate 1b
Exons: 21
Coding region: 955-3768 (937 amino acids)
Biological process (GO): monoatomic ion transport; ionotropic glutamate receptor signaling pathway; regulation of membrane potential
Cellular component (GO): synapse; neuron projection; plasma membrane
Molecular function (GO): NMDA glutamate receptor activity
Source: RefSeq, a predicted model, not a curated record